GCGCCCUGCUCACCGGCACCCCCCAAGCCCAACCGAGCCCAGCCUGCACGAGCACGGAAAGCGUCCUUGUCUCACACAUCUCCCUGGCUGCAGCGCCUUUAAACGUCAAGCCGUUCGGGAGUUUAUAAGCUCGAGUCAACUUUUUCGACCCAAGUUCACCGAGACCCCUCUCCAACGCCCCACGUGAGCAACGCAGCCAGCGAGAAGGGAGGGAAGGCGAAGCCUCCAGCGCUCUCUCGGGGAAGUAACUGGGGUAUCCCGCCACUGGAAUCCUGUCACGGGGAGGCCACCACCCGCCUCCCGUACAAGCCGAGGCUACAAGGGGUACAAGAAGCCAUUGAGACCAGAGAUGGUACGUUUUGUGCAGAAUUAGUAUCAUUUAAACAUCCACAUGUUGCAAACCCACGACUACAGCUUCCAUCUCCGGAGGAGAAGUGUCAACAAGUUUUGGAAUCGCCAUAUGAUGAAAUGUUUGCAGCCCACUUAAGGUGUACUCAUGCUGUUGCAAACCAUGACUUUGUAGAAGCAUACAAAUGCCAAACAGUCAUUGUCCAAUCUUUCCUGCGAGCGUUUCAGGCACAUAAAGAAGAAAAUUGGGCCUUACCCAUUAUGUAUUCUGUAGCCCUUGAUCUUCGAAUUUUUGCUAAUAAUGCAGAUCAACAACUUGUGAAGAAAGGGAAAAGCAAAGUUGGUGACAUGUUGGAAAAAGCAGCAGAACUGCUGAUGGGCUGCUUUCGAGUCUGUGCCAGUGACACUCGUGCAGGCAUCGAAGACUCAAAAAAGUGGGGCAUGUUGUUUCUUGUGAAUCAGCUGUUUAAAAUUUAUUUUAAGAUCAACAAGCUCCAUCUCUGUAAGCCCUUAAUUAGAGCAAUUGACAGCUCUAAUCUGAAGGAUGACUAUAGUAUGGCACAGAGAGUUACCUACAAAUACUAUGUUGGACGCAAGGCCAUGUUUGACAGUGACUUUAAGCAAGCUGAAGAGUAUCUGUCAUUUGCCUUUGAGCACUGUCACCGGUCAAGCCAGAAGAACAAAAGAAUGAUUUUGAUCUACCUGCUGCCAGUGAAAAUGUUGUUGAGUGCCUCUCUGCUGAUCAACUGCACGCAAAAGCCAGGGAAGGGCCAUAUGCCAACAGUUCAGCUCUUAAAAAAGUAUGACCUUAUGCAGUUUGCUGAAGUAACGAAGUCUGUGAGUGAAGGAAAUCUCCUCCUACUGAAUGAUGCUCUGACCAAGCAUGAGACCUUUUUUAUUCGAUGUGGAAUCUUUCUUAUCCUUGAGAAGCUGAAAAUCAUCACAUACAGGAAUCUCUUCAAGAAAGUAUAUUUACUACUCAAAACUCAUCAGCUAUCUCUAGAUGCGUUUCUGAUUGCUCUGAAGUUCAUGCAAGUAGAUGAUGUUGAUAUUGAUGAAGUCCAGUGUAUUUUAGCUAACCUCAUAUAUUUGGGUCACAUUAAAGGCUACAUAUCCCAUCAGCAUCAGAAGCUUGUGGUCAGCAAGCAGAACCCAUUUCCUCCACUCUCAACAGUGUGUUGUUGAGUAUUGUAUCUCAGCUGUGCAAGUACUCUUCAGAUACUCAGCUUGCCCACUGGAAUUGCUCCCAAUGACCCCAAGAGCACUGUAAAUGGUCUGGUUCAUGUCCAGGACUGAAAUACCAGGAACUGUUUGUGGCUCCUUUCCAAGAAUGGUCAAGGCUGCCAGUGUUACAAAGUGCAUUGAAAUGAAAUGGUGACUUUCAGAUGGUAGUUUCCACAGGCUUUCUAGAUCAUUCAAGGUAUUUCAUGAAGAAAUAAAGCAAAAGCAUUCCAAAUUCCUUCCUAACUACUUAAAGCUUUUAUAAAGUACUUCAUGUUACUAUUUCUGUGUUUAUCCUUCAGAGAGAAGUAUCAGCCUUUGUUACUUGUGUUAAUCCAUUCUUCAGAGUGGAAGAAAUGUUUUCUUACAUGGUUUCCAAGAUUUUUAUAAGUGUCAGUAAUUUUGCUGGUAUUAAAUACUCUAUUUAAACUGUCUAUAAAAAAUAGAGAGGUGUUUGAUACCAAAAGCUUUAUUGUGUCAGUAAUACAGGGUUGAACAAAUGUGGUAGGUGCCCACAGAUGGCUGUGGGAUUUUUUUUUUUUUUUUUUAAUUCUGGUCAUAUUCUGUUUAAUUUUUGUUAUGAUGAACAAAAACUCAUGUAACUGAUUUAUCCAUGCUGUUUUAUUUUGCUUCUGGGGAAAACACUACCACUGGAUCCAGUAUUUUAAGUGUUACUACCCUGGGGGUUGAUUGGUUGUUUGAGGAUGAUACAACAUAACUUUGUCCAGACUGAUGAGAUCAUAGUUUUAGGGUUUUAAAUUUAUUUAUAAAAUAAAUAAAACAUUUUUUUUUCUGUC
This is a messenger RNA of Cinclus cinclus, 2366 nucleotides long. RefSeq names its product PCI domain containing 2 (gene PCID2). Gene Ontology annotation, biological process: transcription elongation by RNA polymerase II; post-transcriptional tethering of RNA polymerase II gene DNA at nuclear periphery; poly(A)+ mRNA export from nucleus. Gene Ontology annotation, molecular function: RNA binding; double-stranded DNA binding. Bases 469 to 1533 code for a protein of 354 amino acids. Lineage: Eukaryota; Metazoa; Chordata; Aves; Passeriformes; Cinclidae. The record is from RefSeq and is a predicted model, not a curated record. Gene Ontology annotation, cellular component: transcription export complex 2. The transcript is spliced from 15 exons.